AUGUUUUAGAAUCCAUUUUUCAAAUCUGGUGGAGCAUCUAGUCCGAAGAAUAACUAAUAAUUAACUUAAUAAAGACCAUCAGUAUAGGAUAUAAUGAAUAAAUACAAAUAAAAUCCUCAAGAAAGAGUAUCUCAUGUUGAUGAAUAAAUAUUAGGGAGUCUUAACGAAUCCUCAAAUGUAGUGAAUUAAUAACAAAUUAUAGUUUUUAAAUGAGUAAUCAAGACAUGAUAAGAUGUUUCUAAAUCCAAUCUAACCAUAAUUUGAUUUGGAUCCACUACCAAAGAAAGAUGCAAUUGCUCGAAUAACAUUUGGAGAAGAGAACAAGAAAUUUGAAUCUCAGAAAUUAUAAAGUUAGCGUUUAUUAAAUGAAAAUGAUCUCUUUGAUGAUAUGUCUCACUUAAAAGAUAAAGUAUUAAGUAAAACAUAUUGUAAAUAUCAAAGACAUGUUAGAAAGAUAUUCAGUAGCAUUAAAAGCUCCAGAAUAAUAAAAUAAGAGGAAUAAUAUCAAAUAGCAAUUAGAAUUAGAUGCUAAUCAAGUAGCAUAGGAGUAUUCUUAAAUUGUGGAUAAAUUUAACAACCCAGAUUUAUCUGCUAUUUCAAUUGCAGACAGUACUAUUCCACCAUAUAAAGUAUGUAUAUAAAUAUGAUUUCAUAAGGAAUAACAAUUGACUUAAAUGUUUAAUCUUGUUGAAGAAUUUUUAACUAAAUUUAAGAAUAUAUCUUAAUAAUAAUAAGAGAAAUCUUAAUUAUUACGAUCUCGUAUUAAUGCAGGUGAAUCUUAACUUUAGGUUAAUAAGCCAAUUGAAUCAGAUAAGUAAUUUACUUUCUAAUCUAAUUAAUCAAGUAGACAUUCAAGUUAGGCAGUUAAAAAUAAGGCUUAAGCAUAAUUUGCAUAAACUAUAACUGUUGGAUAAUCUAAUUUGACUACAAAUGUCUAUCAAUAAUAGACUUUUAAUAAAAAUAAUGGAUCUCAAUAAUAAUAAUAAUAAUAAAGUCCAACUAAAUCUAAUAUACUUUAAUCUACCAUUCCAAUUUAUGAAUAGAAAUCUAUUCCUACUCAAUAACCAUAAUCUUAAUAAUUAGAUAUGACAGUUUAUACUCAAUUUCCUAAAAUGGAUGAUUCAUUUUAUGAUUAGAAAUAAAUAUCUAUACAAAGAAUUAAUUAAAAGUUACAUUCUUUGAAAUAAAAAUUAUAACAAGAAUUAUAAAAAGAAAAUAUGCCAUAUACUUAAAAAAUCUUAAAUGAAAUGAUUUCAGAUCUUUAAGAAAUAAUAAACACUUAAGAUUAUUAAUUGGUUAAAACUAUAAUAUUUAGAAUUGAAUAAGGUAUACAAUAGUUAUCAAAUAAUAAAGAAGGUUCGAUUAAUCUCUAUAAAUAUAUAAAUAAAGCUUUGGUUAAUUCAAAAAUGAAAACAGAUUUAUUUACUUAAAGAGCUUCUAUGCCUGUUCAUACUUAACUAGAAUAACGAAAUACUUUAAAUACUAUGAGUUCUCUAAAUUCUUACUAAACUCCAGCGAAAAUUGAAAAUACUAAUAAUACUCAUUUAAUUUAGAAAAUAGAUUUAGAUCGCAAUUUUGAAAAAAAAGAAAGGGAUUAACGUCAUUUGGAUGAUCAUAAUUUAUAUUUUGAAUAAAGAUUAAGUAAUCUCAAUAAACCAGAUAUUCCUAAACCAAAAUAAUAAUCAUAUAUAAAUUAAACAACAUCGCCUAAUUCUGGAUAUGAAUCUAGAGGAUCAGUAGAGUAUGAUAGAAAAUAGUAAGAUCAUAAAACAUAAUCUUAAGAUGCACGUUUGAGUUACUAAUUAUAGUUUGAAUCUAGACCUAGUAUAAAUUUUGAAUAAAGAUAUUCAAGUAAUGAACCAAAAAAUAUAUAUUAUGCAACAGAUGUUCAAAGAAGAUCUGAAUAAAGUACUUUUUAGGAAACAUAAAAAUUUAACUAAGAAAGGAAAUCUGAAGUAUAAAGAAUAUCUGAAAAUUCAUUAAGAUAAUCUGACAUGUAAAGACCAUCUGAAUAAACUAUAAAGAGAUUAUUUUUUGACGCUGCUUUGACUUAAAAAAAUAAAUUACCUUCAAACCAUCCAGGUAGGAAUAUCAUGGUUUCUGAUUUAUAUGAAGAAUUUGUAAAAAUAGGUGGAGACAUGCAUAAGUUUAUAUAAUAAUAAUUUGAUCGUUGUUGA
Paramecium sonneborni is the source of this 2177-nucleotide messenger RNA. Lineage: Eukaryota; Ciliophora; Oligohymenophorea; Peniculida; Parameciidae. The record is from the annotation of a GenBank genome assembly.